AUGACUAAAUGCUCAACUUUUGAAGCUAUUGUAGCUCAUAUUUGGAGAGCAAGAACAAAGGCAAUCUUUGAAAAGGAUGAAGACGAUGAGUUUUCAACUGUUCUCUUUGCUGUGGACAUUAGGUCCAAACUUUCACCACCAUUGCCAAAUGACUUUGCUGGAAAUGCAGUUGUCACAGCGUUUGCUACUGCAAAAGUGAAGGAUUUGGUUGAAAUGCCACUGCCCUUUGCUGUUGGGAAGAUAAAGGAAGCAAGAGAAAGGGUGACAAACGAUUAUAUAAGGUCUGUCAUAGAUUGGUUGGAGGUAAAUAAAGGUAUUCCUGCAAGAUGUGAUGGGAGCUUUUAUGUAUCAGCUUGGUGGAAAUUGCGUUUUAGAGAGCUUGAUUUUGGCUUUGGGAAGACUGUUCAUGGUGGUCCAAUUGUGAGUGGGAAUGAUGAAUUUGUCCUGCUUUUAUCUAAUGAAAGUAGUGGAGGAAAUGGCGAUGGGAUUAAUGUUUGGAUGGGCCUUGAAAAGGAGAUUAUGCAGAAGUUUGUGUCUUGUGUCUUUGAGAUUUAA
Molecule: messenger RNA, 555 nt
Organism: Coffea eugenioides
Lineage: Eukaryota; Viridiplantae; Streptophyta; Magnoliopsida; Gentianales; Rubiaceae
Product: omega-hydroxypalmitate O-feruloyl transferase-like
Exons: 1
Coding region: 1-555 (184 amino acids)
Molecular function (GO): acyltransferase activity, transferring groups other than amino-acyl groups
Source: RefSeq, a predicted model, not a curated record